AUGGAAGAGUCACACGAAGAGAUAGACUCCCGCAUUGAGUCUCUUCUCGAUGCACGUCAAAGGUUCACCGACGAACUCAUACAAAGUCCAUACGACUUCAUCUUGCACCUCCAGCGUGCCGUGACCUAUGCCGAUCUGGGCUAUCCGGACCUUGCGGCGGGCGAUGCCUACCGCGCAUUGCUGCUCACCGACGAGGUCAGCAACGAGAGCUUCGAGUACCAUGAGCAAUCAGUUAAGGCUUUGCAGCGAUACAGCAAUCGGCCUUUGCCCCAGGUUAUCGACUACGGCUCCUUAUCCCAGAUGCUCAGCAACCCAGAUGCGUGCGAUGCUGCCAAUCUGGCACCAGUCGGUUCCAUUCGGUGUUUUCAAAUCCUAUCGUUGAGCUUGCUUCUCUGUGGAAGCCUGAAGAGUGCUUAUGGAUUCUGUGAGCGCGGGCUGUCUGCAGCGCCCAACAAUCAAGAGCUCCUAAACGCCCGGGGUUAUAUCCAAACCGUGGCUCAACGGAGGACGCGACAGGAGGUUCUGAACCAUGACGAUCUUCCAGACUGGGGAAUGGUUAGGCGAGAAGUAUACCCUUGGAACCGCCAUGAGCCCGACCGCUUCUCGGAAGAGUCGCUCGAGUUUCUCAACCGGGAGUUAUCCACCAUGGCCCCGAAGUGCGAGGUUCAGGUGGCUGCUCUACCCGUUUUGCUGGAAGAUGCCAGCAACACGGACGACUAUGAUAUAAUCCCCACCUGCAAACAGCUCGGUGUUUUUGCCAAAGAAGAUAUCGCAGCAGGUGAGACUGUGCUCAACGAGUAUUCACUCGUCACCGCCAACAAUCGCCUCAAAGACUCGGUCUGCGAUGCCUGCAGCAGCGAGCUGCCUCCCUUGGGCAACGAGUCUGAGGCCGUAAGUUGUCCAGAGUGUUAUGAUGCUGUUUUCUGCAACCAGUUCUGCUUCGACGAAGCGCAGAAACAGUAUCACCCAGCCGUCUGCGAAAAGGACAUCGAUUCCAUCGCCAAGGAUACAGAUAAGAGUGCGGAUGAGGCGCUCUAUCUGCUGCUUCUCACUCGCGUCCUCGCCAUGGCAACACAUCAAGAAAUCCACCCUCUCGAAGUCAAGCAGAUCAAGUACAUCUGGGGCGAUUUUGUUUCAUCCUUUAUGAACCGCAUAAAUCUGUCAUUGAACGCCGGCCCCCCACCUGCCUGGACAUUACCUUUUUCCUUCACUCACAAUAUCGAAACGCCCUUGCACAUACUUGAGAAGCUGGACAUCGAUAUAUAUGCCACAAUUGAAUCGCAUGACAUAUGGGUGUUCAACACUUUGUACAGCAAAUUCCGUGGUACUGCAUCUGCCCGGAAAGGCCUACGUGAUGGAAGACCUGAGGUUGCCGCAGUGCAUCCUUACUGGUGCCUCGCAAAUCACGACUGCAAUCCCAAUGUCACCUGGGAAUGGGGGGGUAGGAUGGUUUUAAAAGCCGUGGAAAAGCGGAUAGUUGACGACCGACCUGGCGGCAUCUCUCGCGGGGAGGAGAUCCUCAACCAUUACUGUGAUAUCAAUCUCGCCGUACGAGACAGAAGAGAAUGGGCAUCUGGCCCCCUUGGCGGUUGGUGCAUGUGUACCCGGUGUCGUAACGAGGCGAACGAUGAUAUGGUUCGGUGA
Molecule: messenger RNA, 1644 nt
Organism: Pseudomassariella vexata
Lineage: Eukaryota; Fungi; Ascomycota; Sordariomycetes; Amphisphaeriales; Pseudomassariaceae
Product: wd and tetratricopeptide repeat protein
Exons: 2
Coding region: 1-1644 (547 amino acids)
Cellular component (GO): nucleus
Molecular function (GO): protein binding
Source: RefSeq, a predicted model, not a curated record